UAGAGAUUUAGACUUUCCGACAAUGGCGAAACGAAAUGCAGGAAGCAAUGAAGGGUUCAGGGAGACAUUUAACAGGGAGAUUGGCUUGUCUCAUCCGAGGUCAAUCUCCCGUCGAAUCUGCGCCUCUGAGGGGAUAGUGAAGAAACUCGAUCUUUACGGAAAGUUAAAAGGGCAUGAAGGAUGCGUUAAUGCUGUCGAGUUCAGUUCCACUGGAGACAUUCUCGUUUCGGGUUCCGAUGAUCGACAGAUCAUGCUCUGGAACUUGUUGAACGGAACCAGGACGCUGACCUAUCCUUCCGGCCACUGUGAAAAUGUGUUCCAGACUAAGUUCUUACCCUUCACAGAUGACCGGACCAUCAUCACAUCUGGUGCCGACGGACAAGUAAGACUUGGUCAGAUCCUGGAAAAUGGAAAAGUGGAGACGAAAAGACUUGGGAGACACCGUGGUCGCGUCUACAAGCUUGCUCUUUCCCCUGGUGAUCCUAACGUUUUCUACAGCUGCGCCGAAGAUGGUUUUGUUCAACAUUUUGAUAUACGAACCAACAGUCCCACUAUGGUUUUAUACUCCUCUCCCUUCACACACGGAUGCAGGAGACAUCACUCCAGCAGCAGAAUCAGACUGAACUCUAUAGCCACAGAUCCCAGGAACCCGCAUCACCUCGCGGUCGGUGGUUCCGACGAAUACGCGCGAGUCUACGACACCAGAAGAGUGCAGCCAGCUCCCGUGUGUCGCCACGUCGUACCGGACCCGCCUGUGAACACCUUCUGUCCACGUCAACUCCGUGAAACCAACAGCGUCCACGUCACGGGACUGGCCUACUCCCAAAACGGCGGGGAGCUGCUGGUCUCUUACAACGACGAGCACAUCUAUCUGUUCGAGAAGAGCAUGGGUUUCGGCUCGUCUCCCGUCGGUGUCUCCGCUGAGAAGCUGGAGGAGAUGGAAGAGCCGCAGGUGUAUGCGGGUCACCGCAACGCGCAGACGGUUAAAGGAGUGAGCUUUAUGGGUCCGAACGAUGAGUACGUGAUGAGUGGUUCGGACUGUGGUCAUAUCUUUAUAUGGAGGAAGAGAGGAGGUAAGCUCGUGCGGGCGAUGGUGGGUGAUAGGCGAGUGGUGAAUCAGCUCGAGUCUCACCCGCACAUGACGUUUCUUGCGUCUUGCGGGAUUGAAAGAAGCGUUAAGCUCUGGACGCCGGUGUCAAACGAUGUCGUUUCUCUCCCUGAAAACAUCGAAAAGGUUAUGGAAUCGAACAGAGUAGGAAGAGAAGACCAGUCGAGGGUGACGUUGACCCCUGAAGUAGUCAUGCAUGUUCUCAGGCUACAGAGACGUCAGACAUCGGCUUUUACGGAGAGGAGAUACGUUUUAGCUGACGUGGACGACGGUGAUGAAGAAAAUGAAGCUCGGUUUAUUUCAGGGUUAGUAGCUGGCGAGGAUGUGUCUUCUUCAGAAAGAGAAUGUAAUAUGAGCUAAAAGUCCUAAACUAGUGUGAUAUAUAUAGUAAGAGUAAAAGUGUUCUCUUUCAUGUGUUUUUAAAUAUACUUGUUGAAGUAUUUUUGCUUGUGUUUGUAACUCUUAAAUAAAUGAAAAUAAAAAGAGAACGUUUAGUCA
This is a messenger RNA of Raphanus sativus (radish), 1606 nucleotides long. RefSeq lists its product as uncharacterized. Bases 23 to 1468 code for a protein of 481 amino acids. Gene Ontology annotation, molecular function: protein binding. The transcript has 5 exons. Lineage: Eukaryota; Viridiplantae; Streptophyta; Magnoliopsida; Brassicales; Brassicaceae. Gene Ontology annotation, cellular component: cytoplasm; Cul4-RING E3 ubiquitin ligase complex. The record is from RefSeq and is a predicted model, not a curated record.